Messenger RNA from Williopsis jadinii, 2496 nucleotides. It is a transcript of the gene AGC1, whose product is annotated as citrin. Gene Ontology annotation, biological process: malate-aspartate shuttle; L-glutamate transmembrane transport; aspartate transmembrane transport. The record is from RefSeq and is a predicted model, not a curated record. NCBI's taxonomy places the organism in Eukaryota, Fungi, Ascomycota, Saccharomycetes, Phaffomycetales, Wickerhamomycetaceae. Gene Ontology annotation, molecular function: L-aspartate transmembrane transporter activity; L-glutamate transmembrane transporter activity. The transcript has a single exon. Bases 1 to 2496 code for a protein of 831 amino acids.
AUGGAGUUACCAAGUUCGAGCUCAGAGCACAAGAAGCAGCAGCUGGAGAUCUUCCGCAAGUAUGCUCGUUACGAUGAGGAAAAGCACCAGUUGGUUCUGGAGUACGACUCUUUCAUAAAGCUGCUGUCGAGCUCUACAAAGCUGUAUUCGAAAUUUACAGACCAUGAGCAUAACUAUAACAGGGUAUCACCAGAGACGUUUGGAGUGAUCUUUUUAGCCGUGGAUGAGAACAAUAAAGGUUAUCUCAGCGUUAGUGAUUGGUUCUAUUUCAACAACUUGCUGAAGAACAAGAACUACCAGUAUGCGGUCCUCUACGAAUUUUUGCGUAAAUUUGACUCUCACAACAAUGGUAAGGCUAUAAACUUCAACGAUAAGUUUGUCAGCUUUGACGAUUUGGUUCUCUCUCUCCCAGAUUUGCAGGGUACCAUUGCUAAAGUACAGGAUUACACGGAUAAUGCGUUCUUCAAGAAGAAUGGGUUGAAUUUGAACUGGGGUGAUCUUUCUUGGCUAAAAUUUUAUGCACAAGGUCCUCCAAGAACCCAAAAGAACCUUCCAACUGAUGAACAGUACAUCAGUCUGAACUCUAUAGCGUCAAUUCUUCAAACUGAUUUACCGAAUGAGAGAAUUCAGAAUGGGUUCUCACAUUUGUCCACGGAAAACCCACUAACUGGAAAACUCGAGUUGUCAAAGAACCAACUCGUUUACCUCUUGAAAAAUACUUAUAGCCAUAAGAUUUCAAACCAAGUGUUUGAUUCGUUGAAUUUAACGAAUGCAAAAUUGAUCAAGUCGACCAACAACUCUAUCAGCUAUACCGUCUUGAAAGAUUUGCAAUAUUUAUUUGAACAUUUUGAUCUGAUCAAUCAAAUUCUCUUAAAGUUUUACCAUGUCUCCAAGGAGAGUUCACCAGGUGCUAACUUGGUGAUUACCAAGGAAGAUUUUGUGAACUUCAUUGAUUAUGAAUAUCACAAGGUUAAUAAUAUUACAUCAUUCUCACCUUCACAGAUCAAUCUCUUGUUUUCCAUCGUGGCAAACUACAAGACAAAUACGUUAGAGACACAGAAGAAGGUUCAACAGUUGAUGGAUGAAGGAAUGACUCAAAAACAAGCCGUCGAUACCUGCAAACGUGAAGAACAGUACGACAACUUUAUGAGACAUUACGAUGAACUUGCUGGCGACGAUUCCACGACGUAUCUCUUGGAGAAGAACGAAGUGUCUAAGACUUUGAACAUCCAAGAUUUUCUCAGAAUCACAAAUCCUAAUUACUUGAACGAUAUUAUCCACGAAGCUGAGGUUACCAGAUUACCGCAGGUGAACUCGAACUGGUAUUUUUAUCCAGUGUUUGAUUCCAUUUACAACUUUACUCUUGGUUCUGUUGCCGGUGCGAUUGGUGCCACUAUUGUCUACCCCAUCGAUCUAGUGAAAACCCGUAUGCAAGCCCAAAGAGUUCUGAUUUACAAGAACUCCUUGGACUGUGCUGUAAAGGUUUUGAGAAGCGAAGGACUCCGUGGUUUGUACUCCGGUCUUGGUCCUCAAUUGAUCGGUGUUGCACCGGAGAAGGCUAUCAAGCUGACCGUUAAUGACUUGGCACGGUCUUAUUUUACAAAUAAAAUCAGUAAAAAGAUCACUUGGUACUACGAGGUUGUUUCUGGUGCAUGUGCAGGUGCUUGUCAAGUUAUCUUCACAAAUCCGUUGGAGAUUGUGAAAAUUCGUCUCCAAGUCCAAGGUAAUUAUGAUGUUUCUGAGAGAAUGAGUGCUAUGGGUAUCAUCCGGAAAUUGGGUAUUACAGGGUUAUACAAAGGUGUUGGGGCCUGUUUAUUGCGUGAUGUCCCUUUCAGUGCUAUUUACUUUCCAACUUAUGCACACAUAAAGAAGGAUAUCUUCAACUAUGACCCGUCAGACAAAAAACGCAGACAUAAGCUCAAGACAUGGGAAUUGUUGGUUAGUGGUGGUUUGGCCGGUAUGCCUGCUGCAUUCCUUACAACUCCUUGUGAUGUUAUCAAAACCCGAUUACAGAUUGACCCAAAGAAGGGUGAAACUCACUACAAUGGUAUUUUCCAUGCUUUCAAGACCAUUUUGAGAGAGGAGAGUGCAAGAUCGUUCUUCAAGGGUGGUGGUGCAAGAGUUCUCAGAUCCUCUCCACAGUUCGGUUUCACUUUGGCAGCUUACGAAAUCUUCCAAACUUUGUUCCCACUUCACGGUGAUGGUUUGAAUAACAUUGAAAAAACCCCCAAAUCACCUGCAACACUAGCGACUCAAACCUUAGGAGGGCAAUCUCCAGUACCAAGUGGUCAAACUGUUGUUCCAACAGGUCCACCUGCAGAUACCAAAUCUAGCAAGAUCUUGAAUGAUAGCAUGAAGAACAGAUUUUUCUUGAACUACUACUUCAAAAGUUGUGAAAUCUCAAAGACAUUCAUAGAUUUGGAUCCUAACUUUAAGGACUUCAACGCUGAUGUCUAUCAAAAGUUUUACAAGGACUUGAAAUCACCUAAAAAUUGA